Messenger RNA from Nezara viridula (southern green stink bug), 7660 nucleotides. The record is from the annotation of a GenBank genome assembly. Lineage: Eukaryota; Metazoa; Arthropoda; Insecta; Hemiptera; Pentatomidae.
CAAAAGCUAGCUUGAAUACGAAAUAUUAUCGAAACGAUUAAACAGCUGUUGAUAACCUCAAACAAGACUUAGAAUUUUACCAAUUCUCAGCAAUGCUUGGUUAUAUUCUGAGGAGUUUUGGAGUGUCACAUUUACCUACUAAGGAUAAAAUUGGUGUGGUUGUUCACUGUGGAGACUGUGGUUCAAGCAACAGUGAUAUAACUGAGCCGUGCUCACCGCUUUCAACUACCAGUUUAGAAGAAAUGCCGCCAACACAGUCGCAGCCAGCGUGGAUAUGGGGAGGGACUGAGACCGGGGACCCGCCAUCGAAGAGGCCAAAGCAGGGAAAAAUAACAGAAUACUUCAAGACAAAAGCGAAGAAAGUUUCCGAAAAGCCCGCAUCAACUGUUAAACAGCUUAUCUCUAAAUUGUUGGCAUCGCCUCCCGCGACGCCAAAAGCCGGUUCCCUUCCGUACGACAGCAGCGAGGUAUUCAGGGAUAGUCUCACGCCAACGUCCGACAACAAACCUCUUACUCCGCCCACCACCUCCCCCGAGACAUCGUCGGACACCUCUCUACUAUCCGGUAGCAAAUCAGAAGUCGAGUAUGGGGAUAUUUCAUUCCUUUUCAAAAAAACAGAUCUAGAAGUUAAAGAUAAGGAGAGUGAAGAAAGGACCAUAAGGUUUCCCCUCAAGAACGUAUGGAGGGGCCAUUAUGUUUCCGAUUAUGUUUGCAAAUGGACCGAUUGUGAUGCCAAAUUUGCCACUGCCACUGCGCUUUCAGAACAUUUAGUGAUCAUACACGUCAACCCACAAAUCGGUAAUAAUUAUGUAUGUAAAUGGGAAAAUUGUAAGGUAUUCGGACGAACUAGUUGCUCUUUCAAUUGGCUCGAAAGACAUGUUUUAUCGCAUGGAGGUAACAAACGUUUCCGAUGUAUUGUAGACGAAUGCGGACAGCGUUUUAGUAGUCAGAGUUUGCUACAUAGGCAUGUAGAUAGCCAUUUUAAUGAUAAUAAAGAUCAGGGAAGCUCUAAGAAAGGUUGCGAAACAGCUACAAAAUUAAUUCGAAGGAACGGGAAGAAAUUAAGAUAUCGAAGCCAUCCCUUCUCUGCUCGAAUUUAUGACUAUUUUGAUGCUGGAAUCAUGGAAGGCCUUCAGCAUAAUCUUAUCGAAAUGACGGAGAGAAGAACAAAUGGACUUUAUGACUCAUGUCCAGGAGAUACGGUUACGCUUCACAGUAAGAUACUCUGCAAGAGAACCGUUGACAAUGGCCAGACCGAAGUGCUCCUGAGAUGGUUUCCUAGGGACAUCUUAAGCGAUGAAUGGGUCAGCUCAACGAAAGUGGAGAGGGUGAGAUACGUCAACAUCCCCACCCUUCCGUCAGAGAGCAAAGACUGCCUCUACAGUUACCUCACCAGUAAUCAGAGGCUGAGGAGAUCUCACGGGCGCAAGUACAAGCCGUUAACCACUGCCAGUUCAACAUGAUAUAACUUGGUAUAGAUCUGAGCCGUUACCUGUUUUCAUGUGGUGAUGAAGAGAGGCAGGAGGUUCAUGGUGAUGAUGAUUCAUCGAAUCUACCGUUUCCCUUAAAAUAGUCCAAAUCCAAAAACAAAGAUGUGAUCCGACGCAAUGCAUGAGUCCAAACCGAGCUAGAAUUUUAUGUUUGUUUAUAAUGACCUGAAAAAAAAAUUUAUAUUCUAAUAUUGAAGCAUUUCGGCAAUAUUAUUUCUUAAUAUUUUUACUUACAUUUGAAUAUUUGAAGAUGAAAAAUAACUGCAUAAAAGAAUAUGCAGGGUACAUGAUAUCCAGUGCUAAAGUAAUCCCAUUGGCGCACUGGUAAAAAUUGUGGGGUUCCAAUAUUAAGAAGGCCACUUGAUAAGAAAUCAGUAAACCGCUAUGGAGAAGAUGUCCUAGGCAGAAACCUGUAACCAAUCGAUUUAGAGUUUUUUCAAUUAAUCAAAGACAUAAUUUAGUAACUAUCAUUUCAGAAAGAUGCCUUGUAUAAUAGGGAUAUUCUCCAAAGCUUAAUAUUAUAAAUAACAAAUACACAGUAUGCUCUCUCUGAUCCAGGUGCUGGGAUAAAAUUCUUAUCGGCAGAUUUUAGGUGGGAUCGUUGCUUGGGCGCCAAAUUCAGAGUGUCAACUUUUUUAGAGUAUAAAUAUAAAAUUGAAAUAGUGCCUUUCGUUAAGCCUAUGUUACUAUAUCAAGACUAUAAAGUUUAUGUUGCUAAAACACAAAAUCGAAACUUUUGGCUUAUGUACAAAAUUAAAAUAAGGUGAAUAGUAUCAGCAUUAAUUGUCUCUUCAUACCAUUUACCAUUUUCAAACUGAUCCUUUCUACUGCCAAACUUCUAUUGAUUGUCAUUUAAGGGAUGUAGAGAAGUUUUGAUAUUUUUGGACUUUCUUACAUAUUACGAGGGACGACGUUAAUGAAACUGUUUCUUAUUAAGUGGGUAAAACUUCAUUGUUCUUCAUUUUGACUAUAAAAGAAUUUUAAAUUAUUAACAUAUCUGAAUUUUUUGAAGAAUUAUUGUUGGUAAUGACUCAAGUUGUAGUUUAUCAUAAAAAAAAAAUGUAAUUAAAAUAUAUUAUUCGUUUUAACUAAUAUUUUCAUGUCAAUUUUUUAUCUUAUAAUUUUUCAGAUACAACAAAUCUGUUUCAUCAAAUGACAAUUUGUUUUUCAGAAUUCAUGAUUUCUCAUAUAAAAUUUUAUUAAUUGUGGGUAAUGGUACAACUCUAUUUUAUAAAAUAAAAGCCAGUUUUUAUGUAAAUGUUUUGUCUUUUACUUUUUCAGACAUUACAAUACAAUUAAUAUUCAACAAGAAGUAUUGUGGUGGUAUCAAAUCAAAAUAAAAUUACUAUCUGUUUUAGCAAAUGGUAUUUUGUUUUUUUCAGAAUUUAAAAUUUCUCAUACGAAUCAUUAAUAAAUUUGAUUAUUCAUGGGUAAUGGUAAAACUGUAGUUUAAAAUGUUAUCAAAUAAUAAAAAUUAUUUUACAUACAUUUUUUGUUUUUCACUUUUUCAGACAUGACAAUAAAGUAAUGUAAUGUACAACAUGAAGUAUUGUGGUGUUGGUGGAUCAAAAUUAAAUGACUGUCUGUUUUAACAAAUGACAACUUUUUUUUCAGAAUUUACAAUUUCUCAUACAAAUCAUUAAUAAAUUUGAUUAUUUGUAGGUAAUGAUACUACUGUAUUUUAAACUUUUAUAAAAUAAAAAUUAUUUUUUGUCUUUCACUUUUUCAGACAUGACAAUAAAGUAAUAUUCUACAAGAAGUAUUAUGGUGGUGUCGAAUCAAAGUAAAAUGACUGUCUGUUUUAACAAAUGACAAUUUUUUUUUUCAGAAUUUCAAAUUUCUCUCACUAUUCUAAAAUAUUUAUAAAUAGGAUCAAUUUUGACCAAAUAAUAAAGGUUGGAAUUAAAUAUAAUUUAAACAUUUUAUGAAAUUAAAAACUAAUAUUUGUCAUACCAGUACUUUUGUCUUACUCUUUUUCAGAUUUAAAGUAAUAUUUAGAAUGAAGUAAUGUUAUUUUGAACAAAAUAGACUGACUGAUCUGUUUUAACAAAAGACUUUUUUUUUUACAGCGCUUAAAACUCGUCUUACAAAGUUGAUUAUAUAAGAAAUAAAUUUGAUUCAUAAACUGUGUCUACUUACUUCGCCUACCUUUUCUUCAAACUAAUUUAUGAAGUUAUUAAAGAGAUUAAUUUGUGAUUUUCUGUAUGUUGCAUUUUUUUCUCUUUCUCCUAUGAAAGGAUUAGAGAGAGACUACUGUAUAUCUGUUCAUGAUUUAUAUAUCAAUUAUUUUUAAUAUUAUGUUGUAUCAAGACUUGAACAAGGCGAAAUUUAAAUGAUUUUGAAAUACAAACCAUACAUUUUUCAUCUUCAUUUAUUAAGAAUACUAUUGAUUCGUGUAUAUUCUAAUCACGAUCACGUUAGAAUUAAAUUAUACCACAAAUUUUAAAUCAAUUCAAACCAAACCUUAAUUAAUUACUAUAAUUUAUUUUUUUGUCUUUUAAUAUAGGAAAUCCUUACGUAUUACAACUUGAUUUAAUAACUUUUAAAAAAAUUUGUAUUAAUACCAAUUAUAGAUAUCUUCUAAGGCUGAUAUUUUACGACUCUCUGAGUUUAAGAUUUCUAGAUCUAAAAUAAAUACACCAAUAGGUUUAGUACAUAUUUUGAAUUGAUAUUUUUUUGAAUUUCGGAAAAUAAAAGAAAAAAAAAUAUGAAUUCAAUCCAUGGCUAUUUCUGUUUUGUACAUUUACUAAUUUUCCAUCAGAUUAAGUUUUCAAGCUUAAAUAAAGUAAUGGCACAUGGGAAAUAAUGGUAUAAAGUAAGUAAAUAUAAAUAUUGUUUUUAACUUUCAGAAAAUUUGUGCCUAUACCGAUUUUACAUUUGAAACCUUGAUGGGAGUCUUAGGUUAAUUAUAGGUUAUUAAUAUACACUCAAACUGUGUUUUUUUUGUUUUUUUUAUUGUGUUGUACAUAUACCUGCCGCUCCGACUUUGAGGUAAAAGCUACCAGAAUGUCUGCCUUUGCUGAAGCAAUAAUGGUGUGGAAGAACCAAGUCUGGCUCGCUCAGAGAAUUCCAAUUGACUGAGCCUCGGCCGACACUGCUUCUUCUAGACGAGGACUCAGAUUUCGCUGUACAGAGUAUUUAAAUCAAUAUGACAUGCACAGCAACACAGCCGGAAGACGAAGAAGCACCACGAUCUCUGCUCCAAUUUAAUUUAAUUUUGAAAGACUAAUAUUUUAAAUAUAAUUGUAGUUUGGACUAGAAAUUGUUUAUAUUAUUAUUAUAAGUAAUUAUUGAUGGUGUAGAAUGUAAGAGAAAUGAUAUUGAUCGGUAGAGUAUUAUAAAUUAGAAGAUAGCUGCUUAUUUUAUUUAAUGUAAAUUGUUUAUGAUAUGAUAAAUAUGUGAGCAUUAAUUUUUUUUUUACCAAUUAUUUUCAUAAUUAUUAAUUGUAUUAUAUUAAUUAAUUAUUUGAUGAUUAAUUUUCAUAUAGUUUAAGCUCGUUUUAAAGGAAUUGACCUAUUCUACACCAUUAAUAUGGCAAUUCGAUCUUUAUUGUUUUAAGAAUAGUCAACGUUUAGUAUAGCAAUAAGUUUUUUAAAUUGUAAUAAUGAAUUUUGUUAUACAAUGUUUGAAUACAAAAUAUAAAAAAAUACAAUCAAUAACGUCAAUAUUCAUGUAAAUCUUUUCUUCCACACCCUGGUCUAAAAAUGAUAAAGUAAAAACAUACUUUUUAGGUUUAUUUUAGGACAUAAUAAAAAUCACUAGCUCUUCCAUAAUACAAUUGAAGAGUUUGGCUGACUAACAUUUUGUUGCAAUUUUGCGUAAUUGAGUUUUUAACUAAAUUAUUUUCUAAGUAAUUUUUGUUAAUUGUUCUUAAAAUAAAGUCAUAAUUGCUAUUACCUUAAGAGAUUGAAAGAGUAAUGUUAAUUUCAAAUAAAAAGUCAUUUUUGAUCAGUUUUAUGAUCUGUAUAUUUAAAAAAUAAUUAUGUGACAAUGUUUGUUGCAUUGAAUAAUAUCAAAUGCUCUACAUAAUUUUUUUAUGAUUGGCAAGACUUAAAUUCAGUCCUGCUUGGUUAGUUCGCAUUUGAUAUGAAUAUAUGGUUUUAAUUUAUUCCUGGAAUAAGGAAUAAAAUCAUUGUUUUAAGAAAUAUUCAUAUUGAUUUAUUUGAGUUUCAAUCACUCUGUCAUUUAUGCUGAAGUAUCUUUAGUCACUUGUUUUUUAUUUUAUGUUUAUAAGAAAUAAGUUAUUCAUUUUCUAAAUUCAUUUAAAUUAUAAAUCGAUCUUUUCAAAAUUUAUAAUAAAUCCAAAUUCAACAAACAUUGUGUUUGAUUUGUAGAACUGAUAUUCUAGUUUAUCCAUCUAAUUUAGUCUUAUUUAAUUGAAAACUAAAUUCACAGUUGGUGAAGAAUUUUAUUAUAGGCAUUUGACAGAAGUGAACCAAUUUAUAUCGCACAUGUUUUGACUAAAUUCAAAAGUUAAAUGGCCUAAGAAAAUCUUUAAGCUUUCAAAAUUAUUAUUUCUUCACAACACUAAUUGUAUACUACUUUUAUCCAUUCCAAAAUAUUGCUAUUAUAUCAAUAGAUUUAUCUAAAAUUAAAUUUGUGAUUGUUGUUUUAUUCCAUUUCUUCCAUUUUGUUUCAACUUUCCAUCGAAGAUAUCUGAACUAAAAAAUAGUUCUUUUCUGUUGAAUAUAGUAAGAACUAAUCCCAUCUAAACAAUUCUAAAUCCUUUUUGUAUAUUUUUUGAACGAGUUCACUACUAACUGAUGUCCAUUUAUAGUUUGAAAACGAACUUCAAAUGGUAGCUCAUUAGAAUACUUAAAAACUGUACAAUAUAAUUAUUAAGAUAUAUUGUAAUAAAAGGUAAUUAUAAUAUUUAGGAACAAAAACAUAUCCGAAUUUUAAAUUAAGUGUGCAUUUAUUAUUUCUAAAAUUGCUGUCCUAUUUCUAGUUUGUAAUUUCUUUCUAGACCAGAUUAUUGCAUAGAAACAACAAUUUCAAUUUGAUUUAAUCAAUAUUUUCCAGUGAUCUCUAUGUUGUAUUGCGCAAUUUUUUUUCAGUUCAAUUUUAUUGAAAAUUCAAUAUAAAAACAUUAUUAUUAUAAUUAUUUAAAAAGAAUCUCACAACAACAUGAUAUUUCAUAUAUUGCAAUAAUAAAAACAAAUAUAUUAGUACAGUUUAAAUAAAUAUUGUUGAUUUACAUUGAAUUAUUUCAAUUUAUAAUAAUAAAUAUAACACCAUUAAUAGAUUUAUGAACUAAAUUACAUUAAUUUUUUUACUGAUUUUUUACCGAAACAGGCCUACAAUGAUCACUUAAACAUCAUUUUAUAUAGAUAGUUUCUAUCUUUUUCUUUCAGAAAGAGUAAUUACAAUUAUAAAAAAAAAAACUCCAAAGUUAAAUUCUGGCUCCACAACUGCCUGUAUAAUAUUAAUAUAAAUAUAUAUAAAUUUAAGGAAGAUCCUUUUAGAGCACUAGUUUUAGCAGAAAAAUGUUUUGAACUCAACAGUAAUAAUUGAUUUCUUCCAUUUAAUUUACUGUCAUCAAUUUAGUACCAUAUUUAAAAUAGAUUAAGAUGGUGUUUAUAUGAUGUGGCAGCUUUUUAAAAUUAUUAAAGGAGGAAGGUUAGAUUUAGGAUUUUUUAAAGUAUAACCUUUCAGCCUUAUGCUUAACCUACAAGGGUCUUUUUAAAAUUGUUUAUAAAUAUAUAUAAUUAUAUUUUUUUAAGCUAAAUUUUUCAUUAUCCAUCCUUCAAACAAAUUAAAAUGUAUUCAAACAUACUUACACUUUUCACUCUGUUAUUUUGUUAGUAUACAUAUGCAUUUAUUAAAUUAGGAUAUUUUAUACUCGAGGGCAUUAACAAAAUGUCCAAAAAUUGGAGUUUUCUGUGAAAAUUUCAAUUAUUAUAAUUAUUUUUUGUUUGAUAUAUUGUUUAUUUGUUGAUAGUAUAAUAGAAAUUGAUAGUUAUUUAAAUCAAUUGAUUUCGAUGUAUCAAAAUGGUAUAUCAUCAAAGGCAAACAAUGUAUUAUAGCUAAUGUAAUUUUUAUAUUUCUUGUAAAACCAUUCUAUUUUAUAUUCAUGAAAAAUUACUGAAGUACAAUUAUGCUGUAAAGUGAUAAUAGAUAUAUGACUUUGUACUUCUAUACUUAAUAAUAUAAAAAUUCGAACUUGAUAU